This is a messenger RNA of Filobasidium floriforme, 1799 nucleotides long. RefSeq lists its product as uncharacterized. NCBI's taxonomy places the organism in Eukaryota, Fungi, Basidiomycota, Tremellomycetes, Filobasidiales, Filobasidiaceae. The coding region runs from base 218 to 1594 and encodes 458 amino acids. The record is from RefSeq and is a predicted model, not a curated record. The transcript has 3 exons.
UUUCCAAAUCACCUGCUUUCCUUAUAAACGAGACUAGAACGGUCACGUGAGGCACGAACCAAACGAGAGUAUAUACUUCCGGUUCACUGCUAGCUCGGAAGCAUAUUACGACUUGCUCAUAUUCAUCAUAUCGCUCGACCUUCCAACAAAUAACUCUUCUAAUACCUUGACCCCAAAUAUUCGGGCCCAUCAGGGAAACACGCCUCCACCUAGAGCCAUGUCAUCCUCGGACUCGGUCAUCUUCCUUACAGACGCUUCGACGUACUCGUCACUCCGCCAGGCGUUACUGGCUCGGGAUGACGUUCGAGCGCCUCAGACUAGUACGGGCUCGCGAUCAGAUCACAAAUCCGAAGCAAACAUCUCGACAGAUGCUCGCAAUGCCACGGAAGAGAUCUUGACUUACAAGAUCGACAACAAGUAUUAUACGGCCGACAUCUCUCUGUACCUUUGUUGCGUCAGCGGGCCAUCCUCCACGUUUCCUUCCUCCCAGUCCUCUUCCUCUUCAUCUCCAAUUGGGUCAAGAAGUCCAACGACAAAUAUACCACUAGUCUUCAGGUCACUAUGUUUACCAGAGGGAGGAGAAGGAGCAGCUCAGGCGUUUGUCUGGGCCUUCUCCGACGAGUCGAUGAUCGCCACGGGAUCGGGUUCGAACGAUCUUCCCAAACCUCCUCCCGAAUACCUUCAGACCAUUCUCGAGCAUCAACCCGCAAUGGAACUGAGUUAUGCGCUGUACCUCUCUAACAGGGGCGGGAGUCGGACUGGAACUAGCGAAGAAGACAUCCGAGUACGAGGUUCAGAGGAGUUCGAUGCAUUCGGGUGGGAGUUCGUUCAUCACUCUUUGAACGAGGGAGACGCUACGAUAGCUCGCGACGAGGAGGUGGGUGUUCCGCGAGACCUAGAUGAGGAGGAUCUGCAGGAAGAAGACGGCUUGAAGGUCAUCUUCGAUUCCCUGCAAACGAUCAUGUGGGAAGGCAUGAAGAGGAAACCCAAAUCUGCCACCUCCAAGCCUAAACCUAAUCGAGAAGUCGAUCGGGAAGACGUCGAGCGGCAUAUUGUUCCUCUGGCACCGGGAACCAACCCGGACUUGAACUCGGACUUGGACUCAAGUCUAGGUCAAGGUCUUGGUGCGGUGGAGAAGGAAGGCGUGAUCAGCCGGGACCUGGCCGAUUCGAAGCGGAUGGAGGACGACCUCGAAGCCUGGCUGAGCGAUAAGCCCGGUGCUGUUUCGCCUACACCUGCCUCGCUACCAGCGUCGGCAGAUAAUGCAGGUGGUAAGGACGAUGCAACGGCAUCCAUAGGCUUCGAGGACGAUUUCGGGCCGUUCCUCUCGAAUUCUUCCAGCUACGCUUUGAAUCCCAACACGCGUGCGGAAGACCCGGAUCUUGACCUUGACCUCGACCUUGACCAAGAGGUCAAUCUCGAAGCCAUCCUCGAUCAGCUGAACAGGACGAGAGCAGAGUUGGGUAUGUUCGAGAACGAGGACGAGCGGAGAGUCAGGGCGGGCAAGGAAGUCGGAAGGUUGUUGGGCAUGAUGGGUCUAGACCUGGACGAUGACGACGACGAUGAUGAUGGCGUCAGAGACGAGACGAUAUAGCGAGACUGUUGUAACUUGAGCAGUAAUCAGGAGCGAAAGCUUCGCACCGCUGGAUCGGAGCAUGCUCGACGAGCUUUAACAUCGUCCUCCCCAGUUCUUGCAAGUGUUAAGAUGUGCCCUUAAGGCUCGUGUAUGCUCAAACAUGCUUACGCUCAAUCCACCUUCCAAUCGUCACCCAAUGAGCCUCGAAUUAGAUAAAGAGGUU